UUGCAUUGGGAAACCCGAUCGUAGUUUUAUUUUUUAAAAACACUAAGAAAGUAACCAGUACGUUUUAUUUGAAAACAGCUAAAAACCCGCUAAUUUAUUUAAUACUAAAUCAAUAAUUUAGAAACUGUACUCAUUUUCUUACCAAAAAAAAAUGUCUUUUCAAUGGACAUUUAUUGCCGGUUACCUUUAUUUUGAGAUAGCAGUUGUGAUAAUUAUGAUAUUACCCAUCUUUAGCCCUCGUCGUUGGAAUCAGUUUUUCAAAUCACGAUUAUUUGCAAUGAUUCAAGAAAACGCAGCAGUAUAUUUCUAUGGGUUACUCGCUAUAUUAAGUUUAUUCCUUCUUGACGCCGUGCGCGAGAUGAGAAAAUACUCCCACGCAUCUGACGGCCACGCUCAUCUUAAUAGUGAACUUAAGGGUAAUGUGAAGUUGUUCAGGGCCCAGAGGAACUUUUACAUAACUGGUUUUGCUAUUUUCUUAGCAUUUGUUAUUAAACGCCUGAUAACAAUGAUUAUAAUUCAAGAUGAAUUAAGUAUUAAAGCUGAGAAAAUAAUCAAAGAAGCAGAAGCUACUGUGAAAUUGGCAAAGAAUACUGUUCUAGCAAACACAAUACACAACAAUGACAAAGAUGACAUAAUAAAGGAAUUACAAGAAACGAAAACUUUAUUGGAAGAAGAAAAAUUAAGAUCAAAUAAACUCCAAAGAGAAGUUGAAAUAUGGAAGCUCAAAUAUGAAGAAUUUACUAAGAGUAUUGAAGGGAAAGGCGAUCAAUGAAUUUUUUGAGAUUUUUGUAUUUGUGGUGCUUUAGUAUAGUAAUAAAUGGAGAUAGAUAAGCCUUGUACAGCAUGUUAAUUCAUUGUUUCAUACUUCAAUAGAUAUACUGG
Messenger RNA from Chilo suppressalis (striped riceborer), 882 nucleotides. NCBI's taxonomy places the organism in Eukaryota, Metazoa, Arthropoda, Insecta, Lepidoptera, Crambidae. The record is from the annotation of a GenBank genome assembly.